CUCUUUCUCUCUCACGCAGGUACAUAUCUCUUCCUAAUGGGGUGCUGCAGAUUUUAGGGGUCACUAAAGAAGACGAAGGCUUGUACCGUUGCGUGGCCUUCAACUCUGCCCGCAUGCGCUUCAGCCAAGAGGCUUCGCUCACAGUUAGCCCAGGUCUGUCUCAGGAGAGUGAGGUCGUGAUUGUGGCUCCACCACGGAACUCUACGGUGGUCAUGGGUCGUCCGGCUGUGAUGGAGUGCAUGGCUCAGGGUGAACCCAAACCUUUCGUAUCAUGGAGCAGACAGGAUGGGAAGUCUAUAGCUACAGAUGUGGUUGUCUUGGCAACCAACCUAGUGAUUCCUGACACCCGCAGUCACCAUGCUGGAGUGUAUGUGUGUCGUGCCAACAAACCCAAGACCAGAGAUUUCGUCUCAUCUCCCGCUGAACUUCGAGUUCUGGCUCCACCAGUCAUCUUCCAGCCCCCAGAGGCGGUGUCCUUGUCCCGGGGGAAUACAGCUCGGUUUGUGUGUAAUAGUUCUGGUGACCCUCCCCCUGCUCUGCGCUGGCUGAAGAAUGGAGAACCGGUCCAGUCUAAUGCCCGGGUUAAGACUCAGAACCCUGGAGUUCUGCUCAUCAACCAGCUGCGGCUGGACGAUGCGGGAUACUACCAGUGUAUUGCUGCCAACAGCCUGGGCACCGCCUGUGCCACUGCCAAACUGUCCGUCAUCGUGAGGGAGGGUCUGCCUAGCCCUCCUCGUCAUGUGUCGGCCAUACCCCACUCUAGCACUUCUGCCCUGCUCACCUGGGACCCACCUGAACAUAAUAGUGACCAGAUCAUUGGCUUUUCAGUACACUACCAAUGCACAGCAGGCUCAGACAACAUGGAGUAUCAGUUUGCAGUGAAUAACGACACAACAGAGCUGCACGUAAAGGAGCUGCUCCCUCACACAGCCUACACCUUCUAUGUAGUGGCCUACUCGCCCAUGGGUGCCAGCCGCCCGUCACAGCCCGUUACAGUGGAGACGCUAGAGGACGUUCCCAGCGCUUCUCCACAGCUGUCCCUGCUGAGCACAUCUCCCACUGACAUCAGAGCCAUGUGGCUGCCUCUGUCCUCACAGCUGAGCCGCGGAGCCAUCACACGCUACCGCAUUGACUACAGAGCGCUGGAGCAGGUGGAUCACAUCUACUCUGUGGAAGUGGGUGGGAAUGAGACGCAGGUGACUCUAAGGGAUCUGAAACCAAAUCAAACGUACCAGCUCCGGAUUGCGGCGGGAACGCGAGCUGGGUUCAGUCAGUCUUCUGAGUGGGCCUCGCACCACACACCAAACCUUACUCAGGUGCUCUUUGCUCCCACUGAGCUCAAAGUGAGAGCCAAAAUGCAUUCCCUCAAUGUCACAUGGCAGCCGCCACCCAAUCAUACUCAGAUCACCGGUUAUAAGCUUUCCUGGCGGGAAUUGGAUGGAGAGGAGCUGCCCAAUGAGGAGAAGCCUAUGAUCAAUGAGAGGAUUCAACAGAUCAAACUGAGGAAGAGAGUUAAACACCAUGAGGUCACAGGCCUUGCUCCUGAUCAGCUGUAUGAGGUGAAAGUUUGGGCGUUUAAUAAACAGACUGAGGGUUAUGCUGCUGUCUGGAAGGGCAGAACAGAGAAGCUCACACGAGUGCGGACGACAGACUCUCUCCCACCAUUGCCACCCAUCAGCGUCAGAGCUCGUGCAAACAGUUCCACCUCUAUCUGGCUCCGCUGGGAGAAACCGCACUUUAGCAAUGUGCGAAUCAUCAACUACACUAUACGCUGCAGCCCUGCAGGAAUACGCAAUGCAUCGCUGGUCUCAUACUAUACCAGCUCUUCUCAGGAGAUUUUUCUGGAAUCACUAAAGCCCUUCACCAGCUAUGAAAUUGCUGUGCAGUCUAAGGGAGUUGAUAUGAGUGGCCCUUUCAGCAGCACAGUGGAAGAGUCCACACUUCCAGACAGACCCUCCUCUCCUCCUCUGGAUAUGCAGUUGAGUGCGCUGGACUCAUACUCUGUUCUGGUGAGCUGGCGCCCUCCACUGGAGCCAAAUGGUGUCAUUUUGACCUACUGGAUCCUCUACACUGGCAACAUGAGCCAUCCAGAUCACCUGUGGAUAAACCUCACACAUGAUGGUUCUGUUACCAGUGCAGAGGUCCAAGGCCUGAUGAGUGGGACACGUUAUUAUUUUAAGAUGGGGGCUUGCACUGAAGUUGGGGUGGGACCAUAUUCACCUGUGAAGGAUGUCUAUACUCCUCCAAAGAAAUAUGAGCUGGAUAUCCAUGCUGUGACUGGUAUCAUAGUUGGAGUGUGUCUUGGUCUGCUCUGCAUCCUGCUCUGCAUGUGUGUCAGUUUCCGCAAUGGAAAAACACGAGAUGUGUCUGGUGGACUUGACUCAAGUUCUCUGAGUCCUCAGUACAGGAAGGGUGCCCGUCCAGUGCCCGCUACUGCACCUGACUGCAGUGACUGCCAUGAGCUGGAAACCCUCAUGCCCUCUAGUGCACAAGACCCCAACAAACCCCUCACAGACCUCACUGAGGAACAGAGUCUCAUGGCUAACAUAGGAGGCGCUGAUGAUGCCCCUGCAGAAUCCAAGCCAGCCUGGAAUGGAUCUGUUAGUCGGAACUGGGCCAAUAGGAUCACCAGAUACAGAGAUACUAUAACUGAAGAUUCUUCUGCUCUCAUCAAUGGAGCUCUUGAAGGACCACCAUCAGACAACAGUAAGAGCGGGCAUGUGGAGAGGCUGUAUUCCCUCAGCAAGAACCAGGUGGAGGCUGAAGUCAUCGUACAUUCACAGCUGUCAAACACGACGGUUGACCAGGGUCCACAAAGUGACAUGGAGCUCUCUCUCGAGUCUCCAUCUUCCAAGCACCCUUCUCCUGGAGAGAAGGCAACUCCAACAAACCCGCAUCCACCUUAUGCCCACAGCGAGGACAACCACGAGACUCAAUCUCCAUCUCAGACCCCCAGCACUCACAUCUCAGAAGUACUGUCCAAUCACAAUGGACCAUUUGAGAGUGGUCACAGCCAGCCGAUAAUGGGCGGUGCCAAAAACCAAGGAGUGGGGCUUACCAAUGGCUUCCACUUGUCCAAACCCCUUCGUUCAAAGGCAGAGACCCUGGAAAACGGGGCCCACAGACUGUGCCCCACAGGAAAGGUUCUGCCCUCACCAGGUCUCUCCGCUUCCCCCUCAUCCUUUGCCAGCUCUGGCCUUGUCUACUCUACCUCAGGGGAGCAUAACUACAUGUACCCCUAAGCUGGAAGGAAGAAAAGCGUAACAAACGAUGUUCCCAAAGUUCCGGGACAGAGAAAGACAACAGAGGAGACCAACGAGUGGCACCUUCCUGCUGGAGAAGUUGAUAUUUUCUCGUAGCCACACACGCCUCUUCUCUCGGCUGUUUUAUUGCAACCUUUUGGUUCCAUUAUUUUAUAUGUAUGUACAUAUAGAAUAUUUUUUUAGCACUAGUAUCCAUGGAUAUGCAUUUUAGGGCAUAUCAGUGGCACACUUUAACCCCUCUUUGUGUGCAUGUAUGGAAUGUGCUGAAGUACACGUGAAGUCAAGAGUGUUCUUACUUAGAGGUGAAGUUGAAGGAUCCUGAAAUCAGCCCUACAUAAGGAAACGGAACUCAUUCACGGGACGAACGUCAUGGAUCGGUCUGAGAUCAGUGCCAACGGGUGGACAUCUUGUCAGAGAAAAUAACCCUGCCACAAAGUACCACCUCCUGCUGUCUCAGGGUCGCCACACAUAAACACACAAACACACACAGAUCUGUGCUUAAAACGGUUGUUGCAGAAAAUUAGCACCAUAUUUCAGUUCCGUCUAUUCCGGUUUUUAAAGGGUUUGUUCACCCAUAAAUUAAAAUUUUGUCAUUUACUCUCCCGCACGUUGCUUCAAACCUGUGCAUGGACAAAAAUAUUUG
This is a messenger RNA of Sinocyclocheilus rhinocerous, 3906 nucleotides long. Its product is annotated as immunoglobulin superfamily DCC subclass member 4-like. Gene Ontology annotation, molecular function: protein binding. The record is from RefSeq and is a predicted model, not a curated record. Gene Ontology annotation, biological process: cell-cell adhesion. NCBI's taxonomy places the organism in Eukaryota, Metazoa, Chordata, Actinopteri, Cypriniformes, Cyprinidae. Bases 114 to 3242 code for a protein of 1042 amino acids. The transcript has 17 exons.